This is a messenger RNA of Microdochium trichocladiopsis, 6060 nucleotides long. RefSeq lists its product as uncharacterized. Lineage: Eukaryota; Fungi; Ascomycota; Sordariomycetes; Xylariales; Microdochiaceae. The record is from RefSeq and is a predicted model, not a curated record. The transcript is spliced from 4 exons. The coding region runs from base 1 to 6060 and encodes 2019 amino acids.
AUGGCGGUGCCGGAUACCGCCCAAGCCCUCGUCGGCACUUUUUCUCUUGGUGUUCUCCUCGCUGCGUCGUCGGCCUCCCUCGUUCUUUUCGCCUGGAAGCAUGCGGCCAAAGCACUCAGAGAUGGUCUGAGGCUGGCCCUCAUCUCGUUUCUCGCCCUCUCCUCUGCCUGGGCCCUCACAGGUUUCAUUACAACCGCUGCCAACCCUCAAAGCCGUUCAGCAUGCCAAGUCGCCGUCGUCUUCUCGACUUUGUUCGACCAGUUCGCUAGAUUCUCGGUGGAACAGUUUCUGCUCUGGGCAGCCCCUGUGGAAGGCGCGCCCAAGGCUCUCCAAAUCGGCUCGCAGGUUCUUCUGCUCGCCCGCUUGGUCCUCGGCGUCGCCUAUGUCGGCCUUAUCAGGCCCACCUUCGACCCGACCUGCGUCCCACGCGCCUCGAUUCCCUAUCUGGCCGUCGUUCUCAUCAUUACCGACGCCGUCAUUGUCGUCCUGCUUGCUAUCAAGGCCAUCUCGAGCGGUGCUUCGUCUUCGAAUCUAUCCACACGAAGCGCGAAGCAGAGCAAGAGUGUUUUCCUUAGCAUCGCUGGGCUUGCAAUCUGGAUGGGCAUGAGCGUGACAUACCUCCUUGGAUUUGAGCAGAUCGACUUCGUCUUCCGGAGCGCGAUCCCGGCUGCGGGUCAACUCAUCCUGAUCCUGAUUCUGACUUUGUUCUCCGGUCUGCUUUUCGCGGAGCACGACGCUUCUCGGCUUGGGAGCUCUUCUCGUAGCACUCCGUCAUCUUCUCGAUCCGUUGAAGCACCGCCAGUCAACUAUGAGGACCUGAAGCGGGAUAACCUGCAAAAUGUGCCUCGUUUCAUCUCAAGGAAUGCAGAUGGCACCUUUCCCCCCAUCUCAAGACCGUUGGCCAACGAGGACUAUGCUGCUUCUGCCAUCCCCACGCAGCAGGCCUACACUGGACCGAUCGCUGAACUUGAUGGAACACGAUCCAAAUCGCCGUGGGGCAGAUUCUUCUCGGGCAACGAGCGUAGCGAAGCCCCGAGGAUGCCUCCGGGUCAAUUCAAAAUCUCGGGCCCAAUCCUCCACGAUGAUCCCAACGAUGAACACAACCCUCUGCGCCGCAUUCAGACGAUUGACCUAGCCACAGCAAUGGAACAGGACCGGGAAAGACGCCUCCAGCGGGCUGCCACAAGCCCCGGUCUCAUCGCCACACGCCCUGCGCCAUCGCCACCUCGACCAUCGACAGCCAGUGCAGCACUAUCACGAGGCCAACCCGGCCUUGCGAUCAAGAAGAAGCCACUAAGAGCCACAGCACCGCCAGGGGCUCUAUCACCCGAGCCAUCCGAGAUGCCCGUUCUGAGGAGCCGCCUUGAUGUCGAGUCUCAAGCCGCUUCGAGCUCGAUGCAACUGUCACCCGGAGUGGAAGCGAUGAGACGACGAUCUCCUCGAUAUCCCGAGAGUAGGCCCGUGACACAAAACAUGGCAACGACGCCAACAAGUGCCCGUCUGACGAAUCUUCGAGAAGAGGUGCCUGAGGUUCCGCCGCUGCCGCCUUUCAAGUUCUCGAACACACCACACGCUCCUGGUAAGGGCCUGCCAUCUAACCCAAGAGCCGGGCCCCGGGUCGCACCGGCUCCGCCUGUCCCAGCCGAGAACUCGACGGCGGUCAUGCUCGUUACGGAAAUCGUCUACAAGGAUCCCGACAUGGUCAGAAACGUCCUCCACAAGAAAGCGAAGUCCGCGCCCAUCCUCGCCAAGCCAAUGGGCUCUGUCGUACACCGACCUCGUCCCAUCCCCAGGAAUCAGGCAGACCGCCAGGUCUUCCCAGCGGAGGCUACUCUGAAUCGUGGCCAUCGACGAUCUCUGUCGAGCGGUUCUCUUAUCACGGGCAAGUCUAUCCUCUAUGUUGAUCCGGGCAACCCCAAGAUGCUACCACCGCUCCCGGAGCCCCCAAAGACGGCAGAUAGCGUUCGCUUCCCCACAGGUUCGGCGGUCGACAGCCAACGCACUUCAGAUCGCCCGCCGCAGUCGAGGCGUGCUUCCGCCGUGCAAGAUCGCAAAUCGGUGGUUGAGGAUCUGCGCCGGGCUCAGGACCGCCUGAGGCUGAACCAGAAAGCCUCCACUGGCGAUUCUGGGUUUGCGAACAAGCGUGUCUCCGCAGCCACUACUAAGGCCAGCAUCCGCACAAUGAGCAUCUUCGGCCUCGAGGAGAACCAUUCACACCAGUACCAGCAGCGGCAGGAACAAGUAGAGCAGCCGGAGCAGGCCAACGAGGAUGAUGCGAGCACUAUCGGACCAGCUACAGCGAAAGAAGUCGAUGGUGAUAACGAGUCAUGGCGCCGACAGACCCAGUCCGACGGUCGCAGCAGCACUUUUACUUCCCGAUCUCAGCGCAAAUCCUCUCCGGUUAUCCCAGACUUCCAAAACCUCACCUUUAGCCCUACGGGCAGCAUCCCGGCCACCGCGACCACCCCAUGGGAAAUGCCUGCUGCUAUGCACAUGCCUGUGUCGAAGCACCAAGCUCACAGCACGUAUAUUGGAAAGGACAAGCCCGGUUCCCCUGCGCACACCGUCUCCGAUGGCAAUGUUUGCGAGGCUGUGAUUACUGUCAUGUUGGAUGAUGGACCAGCUGCCAGUGUUGAAGAGACGAUCCUCACAGCCAAAGCCCGUCCCCAAUCCGUAGUAGAGGAAGCCACUCCUGUACAAACGCCCACCCCUGCUUUGGAGACGUUGAUGCCAACCCGGUUCCAUCGUAAAAUCGGCGAUGAAUGUCUCUCCUUCUCCGCAAGGAAGUCAGCCGUCUUGAAGAAGCGCGUCCCGCCGCCGCCACCGUUACCUCUGAGCAUGCGCACGAGGCCUAUGAUCAUUCAGACAGCCGAGCCAUCGCCUCUCGAGUCGCCAGAAGAGGCGUAUCGCUUGAUCCAGCAACAACUUGACAACCUUGACCGCCCAGAUGCCCGGGCAGAGGACAACGAAGAUCAAGAGAUUGCGCUUCUGGCAGAUCUUGAAGCAGAGAUGGGUCUCCAGGAGAACAGAUGGCAGGACCUCCACAACAACAUGGACCGUGGCUCUAUCUCCACGUUUGCUUCUACGCCUGAUAUCCAAUCUCGCCCCGCUUCCUCUGUCGCCCGCAGUUCCAUCAGAUCGUCUCAAGGUGACCUGGCUGGAGUCUACGGUGCUUUCCUGCAGCCAGGGCGUGCCAAUGCUCAGAUGCCAGCGCGUGGCUCGAACUUGGCCAACAGCCUUGAGUAUCUGCGUGGUAACAACAAGGAACGCCUCUCCCAGGCUGAGUGGUACCUGCAAAACUCUGCGCAGCUGAGCUCCAAGUCUGCUGGCACUACGAUGACCAGGCUCACCAUGGCGGAAAUUGGUAGUCCCAGCCCGCCCGACACCAACGAGUCUGACUUUGAGGUCGACUUUGCCGAGGAGCUCGAGCUCGACUCUCCUGUCUCGAUGCAAGACUUCCCGGUGGUUCCUGCUACUACAAAGCUCUGGAGACCACGACACAAUGUACAUCAAGUGUCCAAUGAGCCGUUGUGGGCUGCGCCAGUUCAAAUGCCACGCAGUCCCGACCUUUUCGCCAGCCUAGGUGACAUCCCGAUCUACGUGCGCACUCGUCGCACAUUCGAGGAGCCUCUAUUCGUCGACUCGUUCCGCCUCUGGGUCAAGCCCGUUGCCACGAGGAACAUUCCUGCCGGCCUGUGGCAAAAGGCUCAACCCCUUGUUAUCCGCUCGCAGAUCCGCGCCAAGGCUCUUCCCCCUCGGCCAUUGACUGUGCGCCCGCCUCGUCGGCAAAAGCGCAUCUCCCAGCUGGCUGACAUCUUGGAGAGCCCCAAGCCUCUGCCUAACAAGAGAGGCACUCUUGGCUUCUUCCAGUUCCCAUGGGGUGAGCAGAGCGAGCACCCUGUCGUCUUCCAGCGCCCCGGCCGCCUCACGGCGAUGCCAGGAACCAUGUCCACCGGCACCUCGCCGCUGAGCGCGAUUCUGGAAGCCCGCGCCCGCCAGCUCGCAGCCCAAGAGCAGGCCAUGCAAGACCUCACCAGCCAGAGCCAAACUCAAAACCAGAACGUCACGACCCCUGGCGACGAUGAGUUCGACGAAAACACCCUGUGGGAGAUUGCAAAUCUCCUGCGCGCUGACCAUAUCCCCUCCCGGGACAGUCUGUUCCCCAGCCUUGACGACUACGAGAACGAGGACGAUGACUUCGACAUGGAUGCCUACGCGGCCGAGAUGCUUUCUGACGAUGGCGAAGACGAUUCUGAGGAGAUGGAGACGGACGAGUCGGAAGACGACGAGCUUCCGUACUCGUUCGAGAUUGUCAGCGGCAGUCCUGUCUCUGUCGUGUCUUCGAUCCACUCACUCUCUGGAACCGAGCCUGAGCCGUCUCUGCUCUGGGACAAGACCUCGGGCUUGUACCACAAGUCUGGCGGUUUCGGCCUUGAACAGCCCUCGGAAGACCAGUGGUCUUCUUACGCGCAGGAUGCUUCCGAGCGCCCUAUCUUCCGGCACCUCAACGAGCCUGCCAUUGAGAUUGAGAGCGCUUCUCUCUGGGCAACUGCUGUCACCCAGAGCCCGGCCACAAGCCAGUCUUCUUCCUUGUGGACGAAGCCGCUGCCGGCUUUGCCUGAAGCCACGAAGCCUCAGACAGCCGCGACAUCUGUUCAGACUUCCGUGUUCGCAUCGCUCUGGGCCGCCUCUGAUGCCUCUGAAUCCUCUCAGAAGUUCGGACUGGCUCAGCCGCAAGCAGCCAAGUGGGAGGCUUACACGGACAAGACUACGGAACGCCCUACCUUCAGACACUUGAACGAGCAGCUCACCACGGUCGAGAGUCGUUCCCUGUGGACAAGCACCCAGACCAAGGUCAUGAGCUCGAGCAAGCAAUCUCUGCUGUGGUCUAGCGCUGCCUCAAAGAUUGUCAGCCCCGUGAAGGCGUCCUUGUGGAACUCAGCCGUGCGAUCCGCGACUGAGCCCAUCCGUGCUCAUGGUCUGCCGCAGCCCGAAAAGAUCGAGUGGCAAAGCUACGUCAACAACGACAAGGCGCGUCCGACUUUCCGCCAGCAGUCCGGCGAGAUCGAUCUCCUGCAGAGCAACUCCCUGUGGGGCCUGCCCGAGUCUCAGCCCUUGUGCGAGGAGCCUGCCUCCUUCCUCUGGGGCCAGACCGCCGUGACAGAGCCUGCCACCCAGUCUUCUCCUUCGGCCCCGACCGCUCUGUGGACCAAGGUGGCUGCUGUCAAGCCUGCAGAGACUUCUAAGUGGCUUUUCAACCUCGCCCAUAACGGCAAAGAUCGCAAGCGGACCUCUCGUGAGGUCAUCUCUGUCUCCGGUGUUCGUGCUGUCCCUCAGCGGAACGAGCCACUUGCCCAGCUCCAGACAACUUCACUCUGGACCAAGGAGGUUGCGCAGCAUGAACCGACCGGACCGUGGAUGACUGUCAAGCCCAAGGUCGCCGUCGCUACUAGGGCUGUCGUUGCCACGAAGCCAGUAGUGCAGUCCGUCGCUGCUCCCGUUGCCGUUUCCAAGUCUGUCCCUGCUACUCUGUGGGUGAAGAACAUCGUCGGAACACAGGCGACCACGGAAACUGGACUUUGGAGCUUCCGUCAAGUUGCUGCCGCCUCUAGCCAGACUGCCCAUUUGGAAGUCAUGCCCAUCGACCUUGCUCGCAAGCCCCGCGUGCCACAAGAGCCCCUGCCCGCCAUCUCCUCCAGCCAGCUCUGGACUUCUCCGUUGAAGAAGCCAGCUCGGAGAUCGACUUGGCUCGGCUUCGCCGCGGUCCACCGUCCUGCCAGCGGCCACAUCGCCUACACGCAGCUGUGGAGCAUGCCCAACUCGCAGCAGUCGAGCAAGCCCAAGUCGGAGCUCAAGACUGUCUGGACCCGGUCGAUCGUCCAGCCAUCGCGCGUCCAGAGCUUUGCUGGUGAUGACUUUUUCAAUCAUUUCAGCGCACCUUCGAGGCCGCAGACCAUGGUCUUCGAGAACCAGCCGAUCGCCGAGGAAGAGGAAGAGCUGCCGCCCAAGCCGAGCAACAGCAACUGGCUGUCCACCUGGGGCUGGAAGAAGAGCGACUAA